GGCCCGAGCGGGGAACAGCACUCCCAGGAUGCAGUUUGUGUCAACACGGCCGCAGCCUCAGCAGCUGGGCAUCCAGGGCCUGGGGCUGGACAGCGGGAGCUGGAGCUGGGCCCAGGCUCUGCCCCCGGACGAGGUGUGCCACCAGGAGCCGGCGCUGCGCGGGGAAAUGGCCGAGGGAAUGCCGCCCAUGCAGGCUCAGGAGUGGGACAUGGAUGCUCGGCGACCGAUGCCUUUUCAGUUCCCGCCCUUCCCGGAUAGGGCACCUGUCUUCCCUGACCGCAUGAUGCGAGAGCCCCAGCUGCCCACGGCAGAGAUCUCACUCUGGACUGUGGUGGCUGCCAUUCAGGCUGUGGAGAGGAAGGUGGAUGCCCAGGCCAGCCAGCUGCUAAAUCUGGAGGGGCGGACGGGGACGGCCGAGAAGAAGCUGGCGGACUGCGAGAAGACGGCCGUGGAGUUCGGGAACCACAUGGAGAGCAAGUGGGCCGUGCUGGGGACCCUGCUGCAGGAGUACGGGCUGCUGCAGAGGCGGCUGGAGAACAUGGAGAACCUGCUGAGGAACCGAAAUUUCUGGGUCCUGAGGCUGCCCCCGGGCAGCAAGGGGGAGGUGCCCAAGGUUCCUGUGACGUUUGUCGACAUCGCCGUUUACUUCUCUGAGGAUGAGUGGAAGAACUUGGACGAGUGGCAGAAGGAGCUUUACAACAACCUCGUUAAGGAGAACUAUAAAACCCUGAUGUCCCUGGACACGGAGGGUGCAGUGCCCAAGCCGGAUGCCCCAUCGCAGGUGGAGCCCAGGGAAGAGCCUUGCGUGUGGGAGCAGCGUGACCCAGAAGAGAGAGAAAUCCUAAUGGACCCAGACGCAGGAGCAGAGCCGCUGGUGCCUGCCCAGGAUUCGUCCUCGCAGGUGAAGCGGGAGGAAGCACUGUGUGUCCGGGGGCAGCGGGGCCUGGAGGAAAGAGCCAUCCCCACAGAGUCCAUUACUGACUCACCGGCCUCUGCCCAGGACCUCUUGUCCCGGAUUAAACAGGAGGAGCACCCAUGCGUGUGGGAUCAGCAGGAUCUGGCGGAGAGAGAUAUCCCAACAGACCCCAAUUCAGAGUCUCUGAUCUCAGCGCAUGACAUUCUGUCGUGGAUCAAGCAGGAGGAGCAGCCGUACCCGUGGGGCCCGCGCGACUCGAUGGAAGGAGAGCUCGGAUUAGAUUCUGGUCCCAGUGACAGCCUGCUGCUGGUGAAGAACCCGCCGCCCGCCCCGCAGCAGCCGCCGCCGCCGCCGCCGCCGGCGCCCGCCCCGCAGAGCCUGCCGGUGCUGCCCGCGGCCGAGAACGCGAACGCGCCGGGCGCCGGGCCCCCGGACGAGGGCUUCCCCGCGCUGGCCGGGGAGCGGGGCGCGGGCGGGGCGCAGGCGGGGCACGGGGGCGCGGGCGGCGGCGGAGGCGGCUGCGCGGGGGGGGGCGGCGGCGGCGGCGGCGGCGGCUGUGGCAGCUGCUGCCCGGGCGGCCUGCGGCGGAGCCUGCUCCUGCACGGCGCGCGCAGCAAGCCCUACUCGUGCCCCGAGUGCGGCAAGAGCUUCGGCGUGCGAAAGAGCCUCAUCAUUCACCACCGCAGCCACACCAAGGAGCGGCCGUACGAGUGCGCCGAGUGCGAGAAGAGCUUCAACUGCCACUCGGGCCUCAUCCGCCACCAGAUGACGCACCGCGGCGAGCGGCCCUACAAGUGCUCCGAGUGCGAGAAGACCUACAGCCGCAAGGAGCACCUGCAGAACCACCAGCGGCUGCACACGGGCGAGCGGCCCUUCCAGUGCGCGCUCUGCGGCAAGAGCUUCAUCCGCAAGCAGAACCUGCUCAAGCACCAGCGCAUCCACACGGGCGAGCGGCCCUACACGUGCGGCGAGUGCGGCAAGAGCUUCCGCUACAAGGAGUCGCUCAAGGACCACCUGCGCGUGCACAGCGGCGGCCCGGGGCUCGGUGCCCCUCGGCCUCUCCAGGCGCCGCCGGAGCACGACUAGGGCUGGGCUGGGGGAGGGGAGGGCCCGAGGCCGGAGCGGGGCUGGGGGAGCGGGCCUGGGAGGUGGCCAGAGCACCCCUGAUCCUGCCCCUGGUUCUCUCGGCGCGCCUUCCCUCCCUCCGCCUGCCACCUGCUGGA
Molecule: messenger RNA, 2139 nt
Organism: Enhydra lutris kenyoni (northern sea otter)
Lineage: Eukaryota; Metazoa; Chordata; Mammalia; Carnivora; Mustelidae
Product: zinc finger protein 282
Exons: 9
Coding region: 29-2002 (657 amino acids)
Biological process (GO): regulation of DNA-templated transcription
Source: RefSeq, a predicted model, not a curated record